Oppiella nova is the source of this 413-nucleotide messenger RNA. The record is from the annotation of a GenBank genome assembly. Lineage: Eukaryota; Metazoa; Arthropoda; Arachnida; Sarcoptiformes; Oppiidae.
ACACCGAUGACAUUCAGAUGAAACCCUAUGAUUACGACACCUCUCAGGCCAAGCCGUGGCUCAACACUGCGCCGCCUAUUAAUAAGCCCCCGGAGAUGGCCGCACACGACAGGAAAAUGGAGUUCAUCGACAAUUGGAAGUCGGCAGUAUUCGCUCAGCGCACGAGACAACUGCCCCAAUGGGUGUCUGUCAUCAAAUCCCUGGCCACUCUACGUCAGGCGGCCUUUCUGUUGGUCACGUGGUUCAUGGGGUUCGGCAUCGGACUGGUCUUCACGUUCCUCUUCUGGCACUUACAAGACUUGGGCGGAACGCCUACUCUGUUCGGUGUGGCCUCUGUUAUCAACCAUAUCUCCGAGAUUUGCGCCUAUUUUUACAGCUAUUCACUCAUCAAAACCUACGGACACACAAAGGUC